GAUUAUCUGUGAUCUGAACACAUAGUUACGGGACGCGCAGGAGGAGUGAAGACCUGCAGUUGUUUAUAAACAAGUGACGUUGUGUAAAAUGGAAAGAGAGUUGUUUUUCGAUCUUGUUCCUUCGAAGACUUCUGUAGAUUCUGGAGUAGACACAGGAAAUGAUAGUAACGACAGUCAUACCACUUUCGAUUCGCAAUCCGGAAGAUAUAUUCCAGGGGAAUACUUCCGAACAUUUGAGAUUCCUAUUCCAAAUUCAUCGGUCAAGAAUCCAAACACGAAUACAACUAGAGAAGAAGCCAAUGGCUCUGUGGAAGUUGGAGAACAUGGUAAAAUUGAGAGUUUACAGUUUCACCAACCAGUGCAUAAGGCAUCUUUGAAAGUAGAUCUUCCAGCGGGAUUGGCCUUUUGUAACGUACAACCUUCAAGCCUUGGUAUUGGAAAUGGCUAUGGAGAUAAAGAUUGUGUGAUUCAUGAUGAAGUACAGCGAAAGAUUCGCCUUCGUCGUAUGCUGAGGCAUAAUCGAUGGUCAGAAUUGAAGAAAUCUAUAGAUAAGCACAUCUUACACCAAGCAGUCUCAACUAAUAAUGUGGACCGGGUGGCAGCCUUAUUAAGUUCUGGAGUUAAUCCCAACAGUGUAGAUCAUCAACAUAGAUCACCUCUUCAUUUGGCUGCAUGCAGAGGCUAUUGUGAUGUUGUGAGACUACUGUUGGAUAGAGGAGCUAAUCCUAACAUCAAAGAUUAUCUGGGGAAUACACCACUUCACCUUGCUGCCUGUACCAGCAAUGUUGCUGUUGUCACAUUAUUGCUUAAAGCAGGCACCGAUGUCAGCAGCAUUGACAGGUUUGGCCGGAGCCCUUUACAGUUGGCCAAGUCAAAGCUCAGAUUACUUCAGAUGAAUUUUCCAAGCACAGAGAAUUCCAACUUGAAGGAGGAGGUUCAACAAGUUAUAGAAAUGAUGUACACUUAUUUAUACAAACGUGGUCAAGAAACUGAAGCUGAACUUUUGGAUGCAUUCUCAUCACGGCUUACAUUGAGUCAUACCCGAGAGGAAGUACAAACUGGUAUGCGUGAUUUAUUGGCCAGCCUGGCAAGCCUCAGUCUUGAUAAGACCACUAGUGACCAUAAAAAGUGUACUGACAAUUGAAGUGUUUUUUAACUCUUCAUAUCAGCUAAAAAGGACAGUUAGUAUACAGAUCUGAAGGUACUGUGUGCUCUUCAGUCUAACAGUGCAGUCAAGUUCAUUUGGUUUGGUACAUUACUGGAAUUACAUUUGCAUCUUCUAGCAGUCUUGUGUUUCAGUGCUGAGAGUUGCUAAUCAUUUUAAAAUCCUCCCCAUGAGAUCAACAUAAAGGAUCAGUGUAUGUUCAUAGUUUACUUAAUAGGGCAGGAAAAUAAUACAGUGAUUAUGCUUAGAGUAUUAAAUCAGGUAAUGUAGCAUAAUGUUAUUGAGAAAUAAUUUCAAGAAUACUUGAAAGUAAUGGCACUUCUGCCAUUAAGUAUCAUCGUUAAAAAGUUUAAUUUCAAAGGCCUAAUAGAACAUUUUGAAUCUUUUGUGUGUUCUCUGGCACUUAUUCACAAAACUCAUGUGUUCGUCAUUUCUAUUCCAUUACAUAAGUAUUACUAUGUAUCAAGGUGGUUUACUUUUAAUUCUUUUCUUUUCUUUACUUAGGCUCCUAAAUGAUUUUUUACACUUUUCUCGAGUCUUUUGAUAAGUAUUUUGGAAAUUGAAAUUUGGCACUUCUGUUAUGUGAGAAUUAUGAUGUAAAAUGUGAGUUACUUUAAUUCAGUUUAAGGAUCUGAAUGAAGUUAUACAUCUAUAGAGCCUUAAUACAGAUUCUGAUCUAUAUAUGGAACUUUUUGUUUUAAGAGUAUUGUUAUGUGCGAAUUUAAUUUUCAAUAUGUAGACAAUAAAUGUAUGCCAUGCAUAAAUGUAAGAUUUUUAAUUUCAUCCCAGAAGUGCCAGUUCUUUUUAUCUUUGAGUAAGCUUUCUAAAUUAGCCUUCAAGGAAAAAAGUUUGUUCACUAUUGCUCUAAGUGUGUUUGAGACAAUCACAACCACUAAUAAAGAUUUCUGUUCUUUCACAAUUACUACUAUCUGCAAAAUGGUACUACACCACAAUUUCAACUUACAUUUACAAAACAGUCCAGCCAGUCACAAUAAUGUUCUUUGAACAAUAGGUAAUACAACUGAAUUGUAUAAUACUCCACCAAUCAAGCUGGACAUAACUUUAAAUUAAUAACAUCUGGCCAAGCACUGCAUUCAGACAAUUCUUCCUUCCUGUUUAUUAGAUAGUUUAAAUUGUGACAUUACUUUUCAAUAAAUGGUCACAAGUAUGUACAUAUGAAUAUAGCAUGUUUGACUACAGUCCAAGUAAGUACAACUACCCUUAAAAUUAUGCAGUGUAAUAUCUUUACAAAGGAUGGAGACGCAGUAGUAAAGGAACUUGUACCACUAACUAUAUGUCUAACAUUAUCUGACUGCUAGUUUAAAUGUAAGGAAAACGGGGCUAUAUUCAGUGUUUGAAUCUGAAAAUUGCUCGUCUCAUCUCAUGUUUCUGUUAUUACAGUCUAUUCAUCCAGAGAUCCCCAGGUUGUGCCGGGGGGGGGGAAUGAGUAGAUUCUACUUGAAUUUUUUAUGCUAUACAACACUGAUCAACUAGAAUACGGACAUUAUUUUUCAUUGAUAACUUAACCCAUCAUCUGUUUUUGGAAGAAUCCUUCCUCUUAUGCUAUGCCAUCAUUAUCUUUACCAAGAGUUACCCAGUGCUUUUUGAGUGCUGGAGCACUGCCCUGGACUGUUCUGCCUCAACGACAGCCCUGCUUGAAAUUUAUUGUUAGUAGUAAUAGAUAGCAAGCACCAUGUUUAAUUCUCACUUUCACAAUCUGCAAAUGUCCCAAAAAUGGCAUGCUCUUUAUUCUAAAUCUACAGUUUAAAAAUGUGUAAAUGCUAUUAUGUCCUUAUAACCUGCAUAAUUAUAUUUAAGUUAUUCAAAAAUUAGGUGCAAAUAAAAUUUUGGCAAGUAAUGGGUUAAGUGUUAUACAAAAGAUACUAUUAACAAAAUAUAAUCUACUGGUGUACAUACAAGUGUUAUAUUAUGUAAAGGAUAUCAUAAGUUCAUAAAAUGUAGGUGCCAUCAAUAUUUAGAUGCCUUUAAACAUGUUUUCAUUAAAAAUGUUCAUUCAGCCAUUCUUGGGUUGUUACAUGCAGACAGAUGAACAGACACAUUUUGGAAACUUUUGGUUGUGAAUGUGCUUAAGAAGUCAUGUAGUACCCAUAAUAUAAAAGUUAAAUCAGUUUUCUAGGCAAAAUAUGAGAUUUUGUGCUAGUUGAUUUCAAAGUGUGUACUUUUAGCCACUGAAAAAGCACUUUUUAGCCAUUUUUUUGUUUUUUCUUGUUAUGUCCUUGAACCAUAUGACAGACUUUCAAGAAUCUUGGUAUGGACAUCAUGCUAGUAGAGGCCGUAACACCUCUAUUUUAGAUUUCCUGUUAUUAACAUGGGAAUCAUGUGACUUUGAAAGUGGGGGUGAUAUUAAAUCUCACUUAAUGUAGGGUUCUGAACUGGUGUAACAGAUCUUCAAUAAGUGUAAUCUUUUGUUAAUGUAAUUUUGUAGUAAGAUGUUAAAAAAGCAACAAAAUGACAGCCACAAAUAAUCAGUAUCACAUCUUAAUUUGAUGGCAUAUAGUGAUGGAUCAUUGGAGCAAGGUAUGUGAAAUUUUGUGCAAAGAUAAAUCAUAGACAUACCCAUGAAUUUCUAUUAAAUGCAUUAAUAAUUACAACACAGCAAUGAUGUGUCUAAGUUUAUACGAGGCAUAUUUAUCAUAGUAUUUGCAUAAAUGGAAAAUGCAUAUAAAUAACAACAUUCAUAUAAUUAGUCAGCCUCACCAAACAAAAUGAUGUAUUUGAAGUAAAGUAGGCACCUUAAGUUAUUUCCAGAAUUUCUUCUUUAGCACAGGAAUCUGUAACCACAACUGUAUGUAGUUUUUAUUGACAAUUCAGCGAAUUCUCCCAAGAUAGUAGCAAUGUAAACAGGAAUUUAAGGAACAAUAUGAAACAAAAGAGAACCCUUAAGGCAUCCUGCAAGUACAUACAGUAGAGUCCAGAUUAUCCAACCUAAAUGGGACCAAAGGAUGGUCAGAUGGUAUGAAAGACUAAUGCAAAAGAUGAGGGUAAAUAUUAAUUCACUUUGUUACUCAAUUUACAAUAUUAUUCAAUUAUGAAGAAAAUACAAUAAGGUAUCAAAUUAAAAAAUAUCACAAAUAUAAAUAUUUACCAUAUUCUAAUGGAAGUCAUUUUUUUAAGUAAAUUAGUAAUGGAUAUUUGCUUCUGAGCCUCAUUCAUUUUCUUUGUGGCAAGGUCGUGCCAGUACCUGAACAGUAGUACAUCUGUAAUGACUGUACAUAAAGUGCAGAAGGUGCAUGGUGGGGCUGUACGAUUCAUUUCACUACAUGCACAGCUGACUGUUGAUAAAAUGGAGUGUUCUGACAUGGCACAGCAGAUAAUUUGGACUCUACUGUACAUAUGAAUACAAAUUUAAGAAUAUAAUUUGUACCAAUUACCAAAUGAUACUUCCAGAAUUACUGAAUAACUGAUGGUUAACUGUAUUCAGUUUGGUAAAUACUGUACGCAGUAACAUUUCAGUCUUUGAAUACCUUACUCAAGAACAUGGUGAAAAUUAUGAAACUUUGUUGUAUGACCUUUCCAAAACUGGACACUGCAUACAAUUGUCAUUCAAAAUAAUUUCACAAAGUUACUUCAGGUAGAAUUCAGUACAAAUGCUAUACAACACUAGUUAAUCUACAUCAUAAAGGUAUAAAAUAUUUCUAUACAGUGAUUAAAAGAAAAAUGGUUUCCUCAGACAUUGUACAUUAUGAAUGAUACCUGAUGCAACUUUGAAACAAAUCAUUCAUCAUUAUGGAUUCUUUGUAUUUUUGUGAUUUAUGUUAAUUCCUAAAAGUAUAUAUUACCUCCACUCUACAAUAAAACCUUCUGCCUACAAUAA
Molecule: messenger RNA, 5000 nt
Organism: Zootermopsis nevadensis
Lineage: Eukaryota; Metazoa; Arthropoda; Insecta; Blattodea; Termopsidae
Product: ankyrin repeat domain-containing protein 54
Molecular function (GO): protein binding
Source: RefSeq, a predicted model, not a curated record